AUGCUGAUCUUCUGUGCUGGCUUCCUGGUGCCGUACUUCAUUCGCCGGCUGCAGAACGAGGAGACGCUCCAGUGGUACCACAUGUUCAUCAUCCACUGCACGCCCACGCAGCCUCAAGACCCCAAGAUCGACCUGUGGCUCAAGCGCGCGUUCACGCCGCAUUUGCUGCAGGACGACGAGAAGCGCGAGCUGGGCAUGGAGGUGGACGACGCGGAGGACGGCGCCAAGGACGAGCUCGCGAAGCCGCCGUCGAAGAACCUCGCGGUGCGCGCAUUCAACAAGGUCAAGACACUGCUGUACCGGUCCAUCUUCAUGGACGUGGCGUCGGUGCAGAAGGACAACCACGGCGCCGUGCAGGCGCAGGAGGUGGCCGUGGUGUACGACAACAAGACGGAGUACCUCUACUCGCUGCUGCAAGUCGUCACAGCGUCCUUCGCCUCCUUCUCCCACGGCUCCAACGAUGUAGCGAAUGCUCUCGGCCCCCUGGCUGGCGUCUACCAAAUCUGGAGCGAAGGCGUCUUCACCACCACAGCCGAAGUACCCCGGUGGAUGCUUGCAUACUCGGGGAUUGCUAUCGACUUUGGCCUCGCCCUCUAUGGCUACAACAUCAUGCGCAACCUCGGCAACAACCUCACCUACCAGUCACCCUCGCGCGGGUUCUGCAUGGAGCUCGGAGCAGCCCUUGCUGUCAUCACGGCCUCGUUCCUGGCGCUGCCGGUCUCAACCACGCAAUGCAUUGUUGGCUCCACUGUCGCUGUCGGCCUGUGCCACGGCAAUUGGCGCGCCAUUAACUGGGCGAUGGUUGCUGUGGCUGGCUUCGGUUGGCUGCUUACAUUACCACUGGCGGCAACUGUUUCUGGGCUUCUGUUUGCCCUCCUCACCCGUGGCCCUAGCUUCACCCUGCCACCUGGCAUGAGCUAA
Closterium sp. Naga37s-1 is the source of this 921-nucleotide messenger RNA. NCBI's taxonomy places the organism in Eukaryota, Viridiplantae, Streptophyta, Zygnematophyceae, Desmidiales, Closteriaceae. The record is from the annotation of a GenBank genome assembly.